Lactuca saligna is the source of this 666-nucleotide messenger RNA. The record is from the annotation of a GenBank genome assembly. Lineage: Eukaryota; Viridiplantae; Streptophyta; Magnoliopsida; Asterales; Asteraceae.
AUGGCCCACCCGGACGAUAACCUCAUUCCUCACUAUGCCUCAUUCCUUUGCAACAAGCUCAAUCGCCUUAGCACAUCACGACCCAGAAAAAAUUAUAUUGGUGGAAUUGUCAGUUUGUUUGCUAAAAGUGCUCCAGUCCGGUCCCCAUAUCCCGGAAUUCACCAACCUCUACCCUGUGACCCCUACCUCACCACGAUAGUACUCGAGACCAUGAGGAUGUUUCGGACGGAGGACGAGAACCACAAUUGGACCGUGGGCCAAAACCACGACCCAAGACUCCUCAUCACCCCCAAAAACCGGAACAUCCUUUCCCCCAGGAGGCCUACUAACUUCACCGACUGGCAAAUCACGCCCUAUCUUUACCCUAUCUCCUUCUUCGAGGAGGAAGAUGAGGAAAGUGGAGAAAGUGACGAGGCUGUCGAGAGUGAUGGGGCGGCACCACAAAACUCUUCUCCCAUGGGUGGUGUCAGCUCAUCCCAUCAUGUUGGGCACCCAUCAUAUCACCAAAAAUAUAUGGAUCAAUUCCAAUCGAUCCAUACCCGCCUCGAAACUUACCAUAAAGAUGUCAUGAACCUAACCCAAAGCUUUUCCGCCUUCACCACUCAAUACGCUCGGGAUCAAGAGCGUCAGCGUAAACAUGAGGAGGACUUUUGGGCUUGGACCUGA